GAAAAUGGUUAAAGUGGUCGUGUCUGCUUUGAUUGAUCCGGCAAGUGAGAAGAGAUCAAUGUACCUGUCUGGGGGUCUCGAUUUCAGGUGGGAGUGGGACACGGUGUGACUUGGCAACUGGCAAGCCUGCAUGAGUUUUUUUUCAACGUCUGACAUUAUAUAGCUAUUAUUGUAUGGUCAGUCAAUGUACUGUGGGUAUCACAAACCACCAACCGUUUAGGAUAAAGCAAACGUAACGAUGUGCUUUCUCAACUGACUGCCAGUCGCUGUAGAAUCAAACAAGACAGUGAAGAUGGAAGAGCCAUAGAGUCUGACAUACAUUUCAUCUGUCAGUCACCUCCACAACCAGGAAGCUCAGAAAAAAGAGAAUAUCACGAUGCUGUAAAGGUUUGCACUUCAACACUGUUGAUGGCGGCAGAUGUACAACCACCUUUCGCGUCCCGUUCCAAGGUCAGGUUCGAGGGCCUCAGCGUACACAGUAGCAGCAGGGAGAACACGGAGUGCAACGUCAUCGACAGUGACCUCGACAGCCUGACUUCUGCCUUGUCAGAACUGGAGAAAGAAUUUCACGACGAGAAGAAAAAUGAAGAAGAUAUCUCAGCAGUUGAGAGAGAACAGGUGUCAUCAGACAAAGGUUUGGUUCAAGAGGAAGAAAACACAGGAAGACAGUUAGUGGUUACACCUGUAUCUGAGGGUACCACUGGAAGGACCCUGGUACAAACGGCCAUCCCGUAUGGAUUUCAGCACAGACAGAUGUAUGAACACAACAAGAAGCUGACUGAUGUAAUUGAUGUGGCCUUCAAUGGGCGGCUGCGGAUGUUCAGUAUCCUGGACACACGGGGCAUCACGUGCUGGUACAGUGAUGUCAUCGUGGGACAUCCUGUUGUCCGUAGCCUUCAUUACCCAAAGUACAUGUUCAAUGUCAUCAAGAAGAUCGCCUUCUCCAAGAAGUACAACGUUUACUUCACCCUGGGAAAAGACUUCUCCCUAAAGGUGUACAACAAGAACUUUGAUGAGACAUGCAAAGUAGAGAACCAUGACCUGAAGUCUGUGCUGUUCAUGCUGUGGAACCCCGGGAGGGACGAGCUGAUCACCGGGGGGGUGGGGGGCACCAAGGUGUGGCAGUUCACCAAGAGGUUGGAGAUGAUGGCAGACAUACGACCCAUGUCCAACUACAGGCUGGUGCUGAAACAUGAGUGGCCAAAUGUGGGAGGCAGCUGGGCCCGUUAUGUGCAGCUGGACCUGAACAUGCAGCAUCUAUACUGCUGUACUGAGACAGAUCUGUACUGUUACAGCACUGAGGGACAGCUGCUGUACAAGAUCCUCAGAGCCCACAAGACCUUCAUCACAGGUUGCCAGUUCUCCCAGCAUGCCAAGCUGCUGGUCACCAGUAGUCAUGACUUUGAAGUUAAGGUAUGGAGCAUCAAGGGCGGACUUGUUCACGUGUUCCGUGGUCACUCCCGCAGUGUGACCCAGCUGGUGCUCCACCCCGCAACAUCCGCACUCGUCCUGACCUCCUCACUGGACGGCACGGUCAAGAUGUGGUCACUGGACACCAUGGACAUUGUCUACAGCCUGAGCCUGCACAAAGAAGGUAUCCAGUGGAUGGGACUGACCAAUGACAACCUGCUGUACUGCGCCUCCCCGCGACGCAUCAGCACCUGGUACCUCAACCACGUGGUCGACUUCUGGGCCCACGCUCGCUGCCGGGCACGUUCACUCACCGUCGUCCCCGCAACAGGGAAGAGCAAGAGGGUCAUGCUCGUGGGAGAUGACUCCAGUGUACGCCUGUUCUCUCGGAAGGAGCGUAAGAACCUGUCCACGGUGCUGCCUCCCCCGUCCAUCUCCCCAUUCCAACAGGUGGAGUGUGUGGCGUACAGCAGAACCCACAACAUGGCCUUCCUGCUCAUCAACCCAUGGGAGAUAUGGGCAUACACCACCAAGAGUGACCCAGCCUGUCGCCACCUUGUGUGGGACAUAGCUGAGAUACAGGAGGAGUACGUCACCAAGGCUAAAGAAGCAGCUGCAGACAUAGAGAAAAGACAACUCAGACCAUCCAACCGCGCUGCCCUGCGGAAACUCCAGCAGACAGAGAAGGCCACGUACAACGGUUGGGGCCACCAGGACGUGGUGCCGUGUACCAGUCUGGGCACCCUGCAGGCCGGCGUGGAGUACUGGACGGAGAACGGGCGCUGCUGCCCGCGGGCCGAGGCCUUCCUCCUUAUGGGGAUGCAGGACGGACGUGUGCUGUUCAUGGAUGUACUACAGCCGGGGGUCAAACAUCUGGAGCUACAGGCUAACAAGGAUGAGAUCAUAGAGGUGUACCAUGACACAGAGCACAACUGCCUUGUGACCAGAACCAGACAACAGGACACAGACAUUCUACAGUUCUUCUGUCUACCUGAACUCUCGCUGAUACACAUGGCCAAGAUAGGCACUGAUGUCAUAUCAUAUGCACGGAUCGGCUCCUCACUUCUAUGUGGGUGCAGCAGUGGACAAUUGGACCUUAUCACUCUAACAGAACAUAACGAAGAGUCUACAAUACUGGAGGAAGGAGACAAUGAGAGCCAGACCUCGUCAGAAGGUUCAGAAAGCCGCAGACUGAAGGCAGAACACAGCAGUGCCGUCCUGUCUGUGGAUGCCUGUCAUAACAUGGGCAUCUUCUGCACAUGCAGUGGUGAUGGAGCAGUGAAGAUCUGGGACACCCAGAAGGUGCUGGUGACAGAGAUCAUGUUGGACGACUCCCUCAGCUGUGCCUGUUUCCUUAACAACAGGGCAGACUUACUGGUGGCUUAUAAACAUCACAUCUUCACCAUACCUCAAAGAAAAGUGUGCCCGUCUUUAACUGUGCCAGAGGUUAGGGAAGAGGACUUGGAAACAGAGUCCUUAAUCUAUGAGGACCCCAGCAUGUUAUAUGAUGGGGAUGAUGAGUUAGCGGAGCCAACCAACCUCAACACCUACUUGGUACCGUUUGAGAAUCUGCAGGGGAAAAUGAACAGGCCACUUACAGGGAAAUAUAGCAUGACAGAGUUGGAGAGUGUCUCCAGUGACCUGUCCCUGGCCCCCACAGAGACGUACCUGUCCCCCUGUUCCACACCUCGAGCCUGGUCAGAGAUAGACCUGGUGCUGUCCGCUGAUGUUAGCACACAGGACCUCAAGGACAAGGAGAGGGCCUUGAGCCAAACUGGUUUCCACCGGUCUAACGACAGCAGACCGGAGACAGCGACAAAGGAGUUUAACUUCCCGCGGUACGGCAAGUCUCCCGGCCCCUCCCCACCUGGUACACCUGUCAAGUCUAAGGAGAAAGACAUGACAGAAGAGCAGAAGGAACGAAUCCAACAAGUUCUACAAAAGUGGGUGUCACAAACAGAUGAACCAGAUGAUGAGUCAGUGUCAUAUGAAGACUUCAUGAUGCAGACAGAAGAGGAACCCCUGCCUAAGCCAAAGAAGAAACAACCAGCAAAGUCAAAAGCUAAAGCCAAGUCCAAGGAUCCUCCAAUCAAGUUUGAUGAAGUGGAGGAUGGAGAAUCUAGGUUCAAACAAGCCAGUAAAAUUGACAUCAAGUCCAUCAUGAAGACAGGAAAGAAACCCAAGUCAGCACCAGGUGGAAGAUCAUCUCUAGAUGCGGCAGAGAAACUCGGUCAACAGGUGGAGCAGGAGACACGCCCAAGGUCAACUGCAACUGGCAAGAAGAAGAUAGUCAAGAAAGAGAGGAAAGUACAAGAACGAAAGACAUCUAAGAGGGGAAAGUCUGCCCUACAAGUGGAGGACAGUAGACCACCAUCUGCUCACACUGAAAAGGAGGAGGAGGAAGAGAUGGAUGAUGCAAAUGAAGAAGAGAAAGAUGACACAGAUGAAGAAUCUGUUCAGGAACCCUCUGAAGCUGGUUCUGAGGGUGUCUCGGACACACUAGAACCUCAGGUGCCACCUGGAACACCUGCAGCACCUGCCACACCUGUCAGAUCCUCCUCUCCCACCUGCAGUGAUGCAACUCAAACAGGUGGUCUUCCUCUAGCACCACCUUCUGAAGCAUCCCUCUCAGAUGGUGUCCAACCUGCUAGUGAGUUGGUACAGUCCAAACCUUCCAGUGCCAGUACCAGGAAAUCAUUCCACAGUGAGGAGGGUGAUACCACUAUUGGAGAGGUGGGGGAUUUCCUAGGUUUACUGGAACAGGAAAAGUUUUCUGCAAACAUGAGUGAAGCAAACCUGAGUAGGAGACCCAGUGUUACAGCAUCCAUGGUGUCACUGAAGAGUGAGGGGGAAAGUGCUGCAGAAGACAUGUACCAGGCCCCGGCAUCUAAGAUCGUCAUCAGUAGUAAACAGGGUACGGUGGAGUCCAUCCGACCGCAGUCCUCUAGCGAAGAUGUCACGUCCCCGUCACCUGGGCCAGCGCUGGAGUCAGACUACGAUGAGGGCAGCACUGCCAGGCCAAAUACUGCAACUUCUGGUUUUCAUGUCAGUUUCAAGUCAGCCUCACCAGAUUUAUCAGAAGGAAGAGUGCUAAUUGAUUACAGAGAGCUUCCUAAGAACGAUGGCCUUAAAUUUGAUGACCACUGGCAGGACAGAGCAAUAGAAAGAUACCAGCUGCUGAAGCUACAGAAGCAGCAGCGGAUGGAGGCUGCUAAGGAGAGACGAGCAGUCCUGGAGCUGAGACAGUGGCACAAGAGACGGUCACUCCUGGGGCAUCACGACUGUCAUGGGGAGGGGAUGGAUGGUGGUUAUGUCAGUAAGUCGGACAGCUCCCUGCACAUCUUGCCGAGGCCCCAGACUGCAGCUGCCUCCAUGGACCCUGUGUCCAGACUGUCCGGAGAAGUCAGGCCCGAUGUCUCACAGGUCAGCCCUCCAACCCAGCAGCCUAGGAGACCUGUUCACAAGGAGGGGCUGGGUCUCGAGAGGCCUUUCAGAAUAUCCAUGCGGCCCCAGUCAGGCAAGUCUUACGUGCGGAAGGAGGAUGUGUUUGAGACGGAGAACAGAAGUGCCAGCGAACCCCUGCUCAUCCGCAGACCAAGGUCAAGCAAGUCCAUCCCCAGUAAAUGCAAUCGUUUUGUCCUGUUGUCCACCGGUAACACACCUGACACACCCAAACCUGAGCCGACACCCCUGGAGGCUCGACUACUGGCACAGAGGUUCCCCCAGAGAACACUACCCAUGCAGCCUCGCACCCCGCCCAUCCCUCGCAGGAAAACUACACCAGCUUCCACCUACGCAAGCCGCAGGAAUUCAGUGCCAAGUUAUGCAACAUUACAUAGUUAGCAUUAAAGUUGAUAUAAUAUUGUUAAAGUUUUCUUUGAUUGCAGACUUGAUAUGUAUGGAUUGCCAUUGAAUCCCCAAACAUAUGAUUGUACACAACAUUGUUGCUUUUAUAAUGAUGCUUUAAUAAUAUCACUUUACUGAAGGUACAGGCAGGUUGUCCUUUAAAUGUCAUAUUCUGUAAAUAAAUACAGCUAUCCAGUAGAUUCAAGAACAAAUGCUAGUGAUAUGCAGAAUAGCCUGAUGUUGCAAUUAUGUCAUGUUUCAAGAAAUUAUCAACAGAAGACUGUUAUUUUUUAGGUGAUGUGUAAUUUACCCAUGGUUUAUCUGUAUGACCACUUAAGAGAAAUACCUAUUGUGAGAUGCUCUUGAAUUUGUUGUAUGUUGGCAGUAAAGUAUAGAUAGGAGAGAUGAAAUAUGCCAAAUGCAGUCUUUGUUGCAAGAAAAUGUAUUUUAUGUUGUACAUACAGUUGAUGUAAGCAGAGGUGCUUCUUAUGUUUCCCACCCCUAUGAGGGAAUGGCAAAUAUAUAUAUUGUUUAUUGUUACUAGUGUCUCUUCUGUAAUCUUGACUAUAUUCAAUGGCUGUGGACACAAUACAAGACACAGAACAUGA
Molecule: messenger RNA, 5864 nt
Organism: Branchiostoma floridae (Florida lancelet)
Lineage: Eukaryota; Metazoa; Chordata; Leptocardii; Amphioxiformes; Branchiostomatidae
Exons: 34
Coding region: 409-5253 (1614 amino acids)
Molecular function (GO): protein binding
Source: RefSeq, a predicted model, not a curated record